AUGAGUGAUUCAAUAGAAAAUCCUACAACUCAAGAAAUAAAAUUACAGCAGGACAUUUUAGAACUGAAAACUAUACGAGUGUUCUCUGGAACCUUCAAUGUUAGCGGACAAGACGUUACAGAAUCUCUUUCACCUUGGCUCCAAUGUGAUUAUGAUAUCGAUAUUUAUGCCAUUGGAUUUCAAGAAUUAGAUCUGAGUGUAGAAGCGUAUUUGGUAUAUGAUGGUACGAGAGAAUCUAAUUGGACUACCGCUGUUUUGCAAGCUUUAGGUGAUAAAGCUGAUAAUUAUUGGAAGAUCAUGUCAAAACAACUGAUCGGAAUGCUUCUUAUAGUCUUAGUGAAAAAAGUACAUGCGCCAUACGUUAAAGAGAUCAAAUCCGAUUGUGUCGGUGUCGGCUUAAUGGGCAUGAUGGGUAACAAAGGUGGGGUAGCUAUUCGAUUCCGAUUUUAUGAUUCAUACCUAUGCUUUGUAAAUUGUCAUUUAGCAGCUGACCCUAAUGGACUCGAAAGAAGGAAUCAGGAUUAUUUGGAUAUCUGUCAGCGAAUCACUUUUCCUAUUAAUAUGAGUGAAGGUUAUUCAUCAUUAUAUGGUUGGGUUGGUGAUUAUAUACCCCCAUAUGCCAAAAAUGCAGUUGCUGGUAUGGGAGGGAUGGUAGGUAUUAGUGGAAAUACAAGCACAGCGCCUAACGAUAAUAAAGUAGGUGCGGGUCAGGUUAUGCCCAUAUUUGAUAACGAUCAUUUGAUUUGGAUGGGAGAUUUAAAUUAUCGAAUAGACAUGUUAUCAGAACCUGAGGUAAAAUCUAUGUUGGAAGGAAAUAAGACAAAAUUAUUAUUGAAGUUUGAUCAGUUGAACAUCCAAAGAGAUAAAAAACAAGCAUUUAAUGGAUUUGAAGAAGGAGAAAUCACCUUUCUUCCUACUUAUAAGUAUGAUUUUGGAACAAAUGAAUGGGACACUAGCGAAAAGAAAAGAACUCCUGCAUGGACGGAUAGAAUAUUAUGGAGAAGUCAGGAUAAUGAAUGGUGUAAAUUACUCCGAUAUAAAAGUCAUAUGAAAAUUGCAUUAAGUGAUCAUAAGCCUGUGAGUGCAAUUUUUGAAUUGAAGAUUAAAAUAUGUGCGAGGGAUGAUUGGAUCAUAUUAAAAGAUAACAUGUAUGAACAGCAUACAGAAGUAAAUAAUAUUCCGACAAACUUAAUACAGGAGAGAGAGAAGAAUGCUGAAUGA
This is a messenger RNA of Funneliformis mosseae, 1221 nucleotides long. NCBI's taxonomy places the organism in Eukaryota, Fungi, Glomeromycota, Glomeromycetes, Glomerales, Glomeraceae. The record is from the annotation of a GenBank genome assembly.